Molecule: messenger RNA, 6933 nt
Organism: Colossoma macropomum (tambaqui)
Lineage: Eukaryota; Metazoa; Chordata; Actinopteri; Characiformes; Serrasalmidae
Gene: bltp3b
Product: UHRF1 binding protein 1-like
Source: RefSeq, a predicted model, not a curated record
ACACAGGCCCCAGCCGUACCGCAUUCAGUAUGGAGCCCGCUGGAAAGUGGGAAAGGUUAGAUUACUCUCUGUAGAGCUGAUGUCAUUCAAGUUUUAUGUAGAUAACUAUGUGCGUACCGCCGGAGGAGGAAACAUGCCGUUGACAGAUAACUACAAUGAAAAGAAGUGAAGAUCUGAUCCCGGUCUGUGGAUAAAUCAUUCAUACGAUACGGUCAUGGCUGGACUGAUCAAGAAACAGAUCCUCAAGCAUCUUUCCAGGUUUGCUAAAAACCUGUCUCCAGAUAAGAUCAAUCUGAGCACUCUGAAGGGUGAGGGUCAGCUGACCAAUCUGGAGCUGGAUGAGGAGGUGCUGCAGAACAUGCUGGAUCUGCCCACCUGGCUGGCUAUCAACAAAGUCUGCUGUAACAAGGCCGAAAUUCGGAUUCCAUGGACCAAGCUAAAAACUCACCCAAUCACCCUGUCAUUGGACAAAGUGGUGAUGGAAAUGAGCACCUGUGACGAGCCACGCCCACCCAAUGGCCCAUCUCCCAUAGCAACAGCCUCAGGUCAAAGUGAAUAUGGUUUUGCUGAGAAGGUGGUAGAGGGGAUCUCUCUGUCUGUGAACUCCAUUGUGAUCAGGAUCAGUGCCAAGGCCUUCAAUGCUUCCUUCGAGCUCUCUCAGCUGCAGGUUUACAGCGUCAACACCAGCUGGGUGGCCAGCGACCUGCGAUUCACACGAAUACAGGACCCUGCACGAGGGGAGAUCCUGACCUUUAAGGAGGUGAGCUGGCAGAUGAUCCGGAUCGAGGCGGAUGCUAUCCAGAGCUCUGAACAUGAAGUGCUCAGCGCCCCCAUCCGCCUCAUCACCAACCAGUCCAAAAUCAGAGUCACACUAAAGAGGAGGAUGAAAGAUUGUAACGUGGUGGCGUCUAAGCUGAUCCUGAUCCUGGAUGACCUGCUGUGGGUGCUGACAGACUCUCAGCUCAAAGCCAUGGUGCAGUAUGCCAAGUCUCUGAGCGAGGCCAUGGAGAAAUCAGCCCUGCAGAGAAAGAGCAUGGCUCCCGACUCCUCUCAGGCAGCGCCAGCACCCCCCUCUGCACAGCAGGUACACACACAGCAGGCCUCAGCCACACCAGACCAAAGUGCCUCUAUGGCUCGACUCUUCAAUGCUUACAACGUGUGUGAGACCUCCCACCACCUGCAGAUCACACACCUUGACCUGCACAUCUGCGACGACAUCCAUGCCAAGGACAGAGAGAUCAAUAAGAGAAUUGAAGGUGGAGCCAUGCAGCUUUCUUUUAGUUCCAUCACCAUAGAUUACUACCCCUUCCAUAGAGCAGGUGAGAGUUGUCUGCACUGGAUGCACUACAGCGAUACCACUAAAGCUCGUGAAGGCUGGGCUCGCUCUCUGCUGGAAGAAUUCAGGUCUAAUGUGGACAUGCUAAAAAACGCUGUCAGUGGCCAGUCACAAGGCUCCCCUCAGCACGGGAAAAUCUCCACCAGCUCUAGCAGUUCUUUCUCCCCACCACCCACACCAAGGACACAGCUGAUGUCCAGCUCCAUAGUACUGCGCAUGGCAGACUUCAGUAUUUACCAGGUAUCAACAGCUGACCAGCGGCGCUCCAGUCCUAAAGCUAUGAUCUCCUGUAAUAAAAAGACCCUGUACCUCCCCCAGGAGAUGCCUGCCAUCCAUGCUGAAUUCACUGAGUAUUACUUCCCUGAUGGCAAAGACUACCCCAUCCCGUGCCCUAACCUGUAUGUGCAGCUGAAUGCCCUGCAGCUGGUGGUGGAUGCGCGCAGUCUGGUGUGGCUCAAUCUGUUCGCUCUGGACCUGCGCCACAGCCUGGAGCAGUUCAUGGAGCUCUACAAGCUCAAUGACUCACAGAAACCCGACGAGCAUGUGGAUGUCAGGGUGGACGGCCUCAUGCUAAAGUUGUUGAUCCCUGCCAACAAGGAGCAGCUCCAGCCAGACAUGCCUCGCUCCGUAUCAGUCCAGACAUCUGAAAUGGUGGCAACCAACACUCGCCACUCUUCCGGCUGCUCUCGCUCUGACCUGGAGGCUCUGCUACAGGCCUUCCGGGAGCAAGCCUUCUUCACGUCCUCUUCCUCGUCCUUCCCCCGCAGUGCUGGCUCCUUUCCUGUGCUGCACCCGGUCUUCCAGCGGCACGCGCACGAACAGGACACUCGGGUGCAUGAUGUGUACCGCGGCCUGGCUCCACCCUCACUCUCCACCCACGCCCUCAAGACCCCCUCGGCCACCGACCUGUGGUCGCUGCACUUCUCUCAGUUCUGGGUGGACUAUGAGGGCCGUGGCCGGCCCACUCCGUGCGUGGACUCUUUCCCCCUCACCCUGUGGGUGUGCAGGCCAGCCUGUCAUGCCCAGCACCAGCGCAGACUCAAAGCAGCCUCUCUGCCCCGCAGCGAGUCAGCCAGUGAGAUGGCCAGUCGGCUGCAGAGAAAGAAGCUGCUGAAGGAGUAUUACAGUGCUGAGGCGUCUUCGAGCAAUUCUUACAGCAACGGCCUCCGCAAGCCCCGUUCUCUAGACGGCCUGAGUUGUCCCAACCCUUCCUCCUUUUCCCUCUCAUCUACAUUCUCUUCCUCAGAAGAUGAAGAGGCUGAUCUGCAGGUGCUGGUGCUCGUGCAGAAGCCGCUAAGCGCUCAGGUGAGCCACAACCAGUAUGUGUUCCUGCUGCGCCUCCAGCAGGCUGUGAAGUCGCUCCAGCGCACCCUGCAGCAGGACCUGGAGCAGCACGGUUCCAAGCUGAAGGAGAGCACUGGCCGACCCUUCAGCACCAGUGUUGGCCUCCUCAUGCGGAGCGCAGAGGUUUCCCUGCUGCUGAAGCCUGUGGCAAACCCUCUGGACUCUGAGCUCUCGGGAAGCAGAGCCACUCUAGAAGCUAGCAGCAACGAAGCAGGAGAGGGAACGGUUGACACGGUCAAGGCUAAGCCCACAUGUCCCGUGGACCAGCUCCUGUGUGUAGGCACAGAGACACAAAGCCAGAACGUUCCACCUCUCCUCCCCUCCUCUACCCCUUCCACAUCUGGAAGGAAAGGAUCCACAGAGGAGAGGUCAGGCUCAGAGGAGAAAAAAGAUGGAGGAGAGGAGUCCCAGGAGGCUGAAGGGUCCAGAGCAGAACCUAAAGCCCAGCAGAGUGAGGCUUUGCUGGGCAGGACUGUGGUGGCAGACCCACUGAGUGACCCACUCUCCAAGGACUGGAAUGACAAGAGUCAGGGAGCCAGACUACCUCAGUCUAUGUCCAGUGGGCGUCUGAUGCGGGAUCGGUCUCAAUCCAGUUUCUCUGUGUCCUAUAAGAACAUGAAGAAGAGCCCCUCUCUCCAGUCUCUGGAUAACAUCUCCAUAGACAGCUACUCACUGGAGGACUGUGACUCAUACAGCCUGAUGGAGAGAGACGACGUAUCCAUCUCUGGUUUUAAAGCCCCUCUGAGUGAGCCGACAGCUCCAGAGCGAGCCACUGAGGUGCUGGUGCAGGAUGGAGAUGAUGCUCAGUCUCCAGACGCAGUCAGUGCCACCUCACAGAGCAUCGAUGAGCCCACCAAAGACCUGGUCUCGGUGCUAGUGCUGAAGGUGCACUCUGUGUGUGGCUCUCUGGACCUGAGAGGUGAUAACACUGCAGUGGCUCUGGAGGUGGGACAGGUCCGGCCCAAUCAGCUGGGCAAUGUCAGUCUACGCCAGUAUCUUAGCAACCGCAGCCUCAGUUUAGUCUGUUCCACACCACUAACUACUGCUGAGAGCAGUGAAGGUUUAAUCUGUUCCCCACCACUAACGACUGCUCAGAGCAGUGAAGACUCUGGCUCAGGCCAGGACCCCUACAGUCAGCAGCUGAGCCCAGAAGUGCGUAUUAGGUUGGAGAGUGGUCCAGGGGCCGCGGCUCACUCUCCUCUGGCUGAACAUAACGGCUUCCUACAGUGCCACCUACAGUCCUUUAAUGCUGACUUCCUCAUGACAUCACUGCGAAACCUCGCCAUCUUCCUGGAGGAUGACUCUGCCUCCCAGGUCCUCCCUAUGGAGAUCACAAUCAAAGAUACACAUGUGAACCUGAAGGAUGAUGGCCCCCGAGACAACCCCUCAGAGCCAGAGACAACCCCCAUUUCCCUACACAUCCACAAUCUCCUGGUGCACCGCAGAGAUGAUGGCUCUUUCCACAUCGGAGUUGAGCGUGCUGCAGAGGCAGAGCCUCAGAAGGCGGGGCCUGUGACUGACAGCAGGCUCAGUUCUGUCCCUGAAGUUCCUGUGGGCGUGGCCUGUGAGCCGAAAGCCACUCAGACUGCACCUCUGUCACCCACAAGCCCCAUUCCCACCAGUAGAGAAAAGCUGCUGGUAGAGGAGAACGAAUGCUUGAAGCAGGAGCUCUCCAGAACCAAGAUGGCGCUCGCCGAGGCCCAGAUGGAGAAAGACUCGCUCCUGCACCAUAUGAAGAGCCUCAAACUCAACAGUGGGGGCAGCACCAGCUAGCAGUUGUGUGCGUGCAGGACUGACACCAGCCACAUGGGGGCAGCAGAGAGUUUGGAGGGCCCGGCACCGAAGGCAGGCCCAGUGUGUGGGGUCCACACACUGCAGUCAGUAGUAUCUGUGAUCUAUAGGGAGAGAAACCUCCAGUAUACAGGCACAGAGCUGUACUGAAACGGCCCAGUGAGACAGCUUGCUUUAAAGGCUGUGUCAUUUUUGCUCUCUUCCCCCAUCUUUCUCUUCAUCUUUUCACUUUCUGAUGGACUGCUUGUCCAUUUUUUUUUUUCAGACAGUUUGAAAAUGUCAGCUCAGUUGCUAUGUCUGAGGGUCACCCGCACGACCCCACCAACAGAGACACAGACAAACUCUGGGGAGCACAUUCCAUAUUCAUAGGCUCAGCCCGUGGACACUUUUAGUCUUACAAGUUGAGUUAACUCUGAAUGUCAUAUCUUUUAAAAGAAUGUCUUAAAAUAAACUUAAAAAGACAGUUUGCACAGCACUGAACUGUAUCAUGAACUCAAAGCCGUUGAGCUAUGUUGUGUUCGUGUGUACAGUAGGGAUAACUCAAAGGAAUGUUUUGUACAGAAUUUUGAAUGGUGUUCUUGUGUAAGUGUGAGUGUGUGGGUGACAGUGGAGGAGGGUGGGCGACAUUUUUUUACAUUGUUUUAUUACACCAAAAAACGUUUUCCUAAACGUUUCUGGUCACACUACAAUAAUUUUCAUAAUGCGAUAUUGCACUCAACUGUUGAUUCUUUGCAUAGACAUAGAAGUAUGUGUUGAAAAGGCUAAGAAAGCAGCACUUUGUUAACUGUAGUGAUUAGAGAUGGCACGAUACCACUUUUUUUCCCAAUAUAUCGAGCCGAUAUUGUUUUCUCUUUAAAAGCUAAACUUUAACUGUUUUAAAUGAAGCACAUCGCUUAAGAUGAACAUUUAAGAGUAGGCCAUCAUGAUCAAACUACUCAACCACUCUACUACCCCACAGGCAGAAAAUCUUAGAUAACACUAACCAUGUCUCAAAGCCAAGGAUGCAGACGAGGAAGGCAGCUGUUAUGUCACUGGUGGUUGUCUCGUUUUGUGGGAUCAUUCGAAUGCGACUGAGAAAUGCAGGCUACAUUACAGAGUAAUUGAAAGACUCAGCUGGAGCAUCCUUCAAGACUUUUAAUCACCCACAAUCCUUCACGCGCAGCGCAAAACUAUUUGAUAACGCCAGAAAACAGCAGCAGAUGGAAAUUUGUGGCAGCAGAGUUUGUAAUUAAAUGUAAUUUUUUUUUUUUUUGUUACUUUGCUUAUAUCAGUAAGCCAUGACAUGUUGAUACAGCUUUCUCAGACUGUCUUGAAUUUGACAGCGCUGAAGAGGAGUCUUUGUUUAGCAGUGCUAGGAAGGUCUCUCCUACCUCAGCUGCAGCCUUCACUUUGAGACAUGCCUACCAUGUAGAUGAGUGCUAUUUCAGGAUAGAUUUGGGACUGAAUUGGAUGGGAUUCACUCUUUUUUUCUCCCCCUAUCUGAUAACCGAUUCUGCUGAAAUUGGUUGAGGUGAUACACACCGAUACUGAAAUGCCAUCUCUAUUAGUAACAUUAGGUAGUGUUUUUUCUGAGGUCAUAGGAGAGAGCUUGUGUGCGUGUGCUAACAUUCUGUGUGUUGUACGACACAUUUUCAUUUAGUUAGUUUAUAUGGGCUGAAGUGCUGCGCAGUGUUUGCAGUUCUCAUGCUGUGUGAGCAUUGUACCUGUGUAAUUCUCAGUGGAGACUCUAACAUUGAGACCAUUGGGUUCUUGUAAUGUAGUAGAGACUUUAACGCAUCGGACAGAAGUACCACAUCAUUAUAAAGUUAAAAACUUUCUAUCAAAACCUGAUUUCAUUUUAUUAGAGAAUGUAAUAGUCCUGUAUUCAAUUCGCUUAAUUGGCUCAUUCGCUUGUUAUUGCUUAAGAGGACACAAAGCCGCUGUUUUUUAUGUACAGUAGUGUGUCUACUUAGAAAUGCUUCUUUGUUUAGACCAAAGCCCCAGUCUGUACCACCUCCUUCUCUCUCUUUCUCUAUCCCUCUCCCCAUCCCUUGUUUCUUACAGCAGCCUCUACAAGUGCCUGUCACUGCGCACCCUCUCCAGGGGCCUGGUUAUCCAUCCCUCUUCUGAAUGUGUGCUCCAGUCCUUUCAUCAGGCUCUUCUUCUCUCACUCGGUGGGAAAACUGUGUCCACCAACACCCAACCCAGCGGGCCAGACUAACAAACACAUUGAUUGAUUGUAUAAAACUUUUAAAGGGGUUAUGUGACCCCUUCCUCCUCCUGUACUGCGGCUCCUGCCUUCUCAUCACCACAGCCCAUCCUCAGUCCCAACAAAAUCUGCCUACAAUCAUGUGAGCUCCACCCACCGAGCACAAACGGAAAAUGCAACAACGAAAACAAGCAAACUUGUAAAAUAAUUGAAUAUGUAAAAGCUGCUGAAACAAGUGAAAUAAAAUAAUAAAAUGAAGUCUUUCUAAAAUCUG